Messenger RNA from Setaria italica (foxtail millet), 1329 nucleotides. RefSeq lists its product as uncharacterized. The record is from RefSeq and is a predicted model, not a curated record. NCBI's taxonomy places the organism in Eukaryota, Viridiplantae, Streptophyta, Magnoliopsida, Poales, Poaceae. The coding region runs from base 191 to 979 and encodes 262 amino acids. The transcript has 7 exons.
GGGCCAGGAGCUUUGGCGUUUGCCGUUUGGCAUUUCGGGCUGGGGGUUAGGGGCGGUCGCGCCAGGCGGCAGGCGGCGAGGCUCCUCGACGGCUCCUACCGCCCCCGCCCCGUCCCCGUCUCCGUCCACGUCCCCGGCGCGCUCUCCGCCGCCUCUCACCCUCCUCGGCGGCUGUUUCGGGAGGCUCCUAAUGGACAUCGACUUCAUCUCUGUCUUAGGGAUUGUGCUCAGCGCCUGGGUUGUCCUCUCACCUGGGUGGAGGCUGGCUGGAUUUAGAAGGCAGCAUGGCCCCUUAGAGGAGUCACUAAUUGAGAAUGCUCAAGCUGAGAACGAGACUGAUCUAACCUACUGGCUUCCUUCAUGGUUUUUUCUCUCUGUUGCUGUGAUGGCACUUUGGUGCUGGUUUUUCUGGGGUGCUAGUAAGAUCACGGAAUCUGCAGGCUCGUGGCUGCGGUCUGAUCCAAAUAUCUCCAUCAAGAUUGUGAUUCCCGUCACUGUGGCCUUCAACAUUGUUUGGCUAGUGUGGCUGUGCCUUAUUAACUACAAAAAAACUUUGCUCUGUGUGGCUGCAGGAACUUUGGGCUUCAUCAUUUUCUGUGGUCUUGCACAUCUCUUGAAAGGAUCUGGUAGAUUGCACUUCAUUGGUUUUGCCGCUGUAGCUCUUACAGUUGCCAGUAACUUCUGCCGAAUGAAGUCUUCAGCCAGGCCUCAGUUCUCGACACUGGGUUUUACUGUGGCAAUAGCAGGUGCUGUAGCUGGAGUAUUGUGGAUCCGAGAAGGAUUUGCGGUUGAUGAUUUCUCAGCUGAUGCAGAUGAGCAUGGAUUUUUAAGCAUGCUAUUCAAGAAAAACUUUUUCUGGAAGGAACUUGCAUGUGAAGAUAGAGCAGAACUGGUUAUGGUUCCUACAGCAUGUGAAGCUGAAGAUGGGGCAGACUGGGUUGUGGUUUCGACAGCAACAGCAAGUGUCUGGAUCAGCUGAUGCCCACACAUGACUGCUACUUGGCAGGUCUGUUGAUCUAAUGAUCUGAACCCCGAAGACGGUUAUGUCUUGACCGCGCCUGGUACCUGACCAGUGCCUUGAGUUCAGGCACUCGCUCAGGCAGGCUGCUGUAACAUGUGAGAGCAAUGGCAGUGCUCAAAGUUUUCUGACUAGGCCUGGUCAACAAAAAGUAUUAGUCAUACUCAUACAUACUGCUAUACCGGCACUGGCAGUGCUGGCAAAAUCUGUGGACGAAGUUCAUGUUUGUAUAUCAAAUUAACCCAGCAAAUAAUGGUUUACGCUCAAUGAGUUGGGCAUGUAAGAGCAUGAUAGUAACAUUCAGGUGCUAA